Messenger RNA from Diachasmimorpha longicaudata, 819 nucleotides. RefSeq lists its product as uncharacterized. Bases 115 to 648 code for a protein of 177 amino acids. The record is from RefSeq and is a predicted model, not a curated record. The transcript is spliced from 2 exons. NCBI's taxonomy places the organism in Eukaryota, Metazoa, Arthropoda, Insecta, Hymenoptera, Braconidae.
AAGCGAAGAACUAUUGUCGUUUCCACUUCCUGGUGUAUAUAAUGCUGUUCAUCGAGGAGGGCAUCACAUUCUGAGAUUCUUCUCCCUAAGAAGAUUGUUACGAACGGCUGCAACAUGCGGAACUACCUACUGGUGCUAUCCACAAUCAUUUGCCUCGCUGCGGCACAAGACCCCUUGACUCGUCUCCUUAGCUCAGUUAUUGGUGGUGGUGGCGGUGGGGGUGGUUUCGGUGGUGGUGGCGGAGGUAUUCUACCAGGAAGUGGAAUCAUCGGAGGUGGAGGCCCUCGAGGAAUUGGUGGAAUCGCCGCAGGUGGUGUACCACUGAGCACGAUUAUCGGUGCCGGACCCGGUGCCCAACCAGGUACUCAACCUGGUACUCAACCUGGUACUCAACCUGGUACUGAACCCGGUACUCAACCCGGUACCCAACCUGGUACCCAACCUGGUACUCAACCUGGUACCCAACCCGGUACUCAACCUGGUACUGAACCCGGUACUCAACCUGGUACUCAACCUGGUACCCAGCCUGGUACCCAACCCGGUACCCAACCUGGUACCCAACCCGGUACUCAACCCGGUACUCAGCCUGGUACCCAACCCGGUACUCAACCUGGUACUCAACCCGGUGGUGAACCCGCUGCGGAAUGAGGUGAAAGUGCCCAACCGUAGAGAUGAUAAAACUGUUGAAUUUUCCCAGUUUUCCAUCAUAUAACAACAAUCAUAUACUAGUGCGGUUUUUGCACCUAACAAUUGAUUACCAAAAUUAUGGAUUUUACCGUUUUCAAUAAACAUCAAGGUUUAUGACCUUUUGUAAAAGAC